This is a messenger RNA of Morus notabilis, 3331 nucleotides long. RefSeq names its product LRR receptor-like serine/threonine-protein kinase IOS1. Gene Ontology annotation, biological process: protein phosphorylation. The transcript is spliced from 15 exons. NCBI's taxonomy places the organism in Eukaryota, Viridiplantae, Streptophyta, Magnoliopsida, Rosales, Moraceae. Bases 429 to 3116 code for a protein of 895 amino acids. The record is from RefSeq and is a predicted model, not a curated record. Gene Ontology annotation, molecular function: protein binding; protein kinase activity; ATP binding.
CUUUGGCUGAUCUAGUCAACAAUUGGGUUACUACAAGCAUGGAGGAAUAUAUAGGAUCAGCCAAUAUCGAUUGGAAACUAACUAGGGGAAACAACCGUGACGAAGUUAUACAUGUUAUAAGCCAUGAGUUCAUGACUGAUCUCUAGCACCCGGCGACAUAUAAAAGCGCUUUUCAUGAGCUAAUUGACAAGCGCAGCAGGCCAGGCUGAUUAUAAUCAUCGUGGAACGACGAUCAAGUCAGAGCUAAUUGCGCGUCAAAUUUUCGCUUUGAUUACAGCGACGGAAGAGCCUGAGUACUACUGGUUUUCUAAUAAGAGAUUGAUUCCUAGUUUGUACAUUUUUCUCUGCCAUGAAGGAUGGUUUCAUUGUCCUGACAUUCUGCAGGCAAGCGAGGGAGUAAACUAACUUAAUUUGGGGGUCCAUAUUUUAUGGAAUUGCAAGGUCAUCUUGAUUUUUGUGCCCAGCGAAGUACUGUAAUGAUGAGGCUGGCAUUAAAGUAUCUUCUCUUUUUAUUGCUCGGUGGUUUUUCUCUCACAAAUAUCUAUGCAGACGAUCAAUCAGGAUUUAUAAGCAUAGAUUGUGGUUUACCUCAUGGCUCUAGCUACGAAGAGAAGAAAACAGGUUUGAAGUACAUUUCAGACGAGACUUUCAUAGACACUGGUAUAAGUAGGUCCAUACAGCCAGAGUACGAAGAGAAAUAUGUACGGCCAGCGUGGUCUCUUAGGAGCUUCCCUGAAGGAAAUAGAAAUUGCUACAAAAUUGGAGUUACAGCAGGAACCAAAUAUCUUAUCCGAGCUGGCUUCGUGUACGCAAACUAUGACGGCCAAGAUAGGCCACCAGCAUUCGACCUGUACCUUGGAACUGAUUUGUGGAUUUCUGUAAAGUUUGGAAAUUACUUGUUGGGAGAUGAUCUCCACUCGGAGAUCAUACAUGUCCCCAAGCAAAAUCAUGUCCAUGUUUGCCUCGCGAAAACAGGCGAUUCAAUUCCAUUCAUAACAACAUUGGAGCUCAGGCCGUUGGAUAAUGCAUCCUAUCCGGUGCUUGAUAUGGGGUCUUUGCUUAAAUUACUAAGGCUUGAUGCUGGUUCUGGAACAACAUAUAGGUAUGGCGACGACAGUUAUGAUCGUCUUUGGAAUUCCUUCCAGCCUGAUGAUUCGACAACUUUAAACACUUCACUUAGCGGCUUCAACCUCAACAAUACUUUUUUCCACCCACCACCGGUGGUUAUGACGACUGCUUCCACUCCGAAAAACGGAGAUUCAUUGGAUUUUAAUUUUGUUCUUGAAGCUGAUUACAGCAUUGCUUCCCAAUGUUAUGUCUACAUGCACUUUACCGAAAUCGAAAAGCUUCAAGCCAACCAAUCUAGACAACUCCAGGUUUUUCAUAAUGGAAAGCUCUUCUAUGGACCAUUUUCUCCUCUUUCCGCAGUAACAACAACAAUAUAUAACCGAAAAAGUAGUUUAAUCGGAAGAGUGCAUAACUUUUCAAUCUCUAAGACUGAAAACUCAACCCUUCCACCCAUCAUUAACGCCUUGGAGUUCUAUGUUGUACAAGAAUUCUUGCAAGCAGAAACAGACCAACAAGACAGUGAUUCGAUGGUGAUAUUAAAGUCAGCUUACGGGAUUAAAAGAAACUGGCAAGGAGAUCCAUGUCUCCCCAAAAUAUAUUCGUGGGAAGGUGUAGACUGUAGCUAUGACGAUGAUGGUCAGCUACAGGCACCAAGACUCAUAUCCUUGAACUUAUCAGCAUCUGGAUUAGUCGGUGAUAUACCUUCUUCCAUAUCCAAUCUCACAAUGAUACAAACUCUGGAUUUAUCAAACAACAACUUAACGGGAUCAAUACCAGACUUUCUGUCUGAAUUACCAAAGAUGAAACUCCUAAACUUAGAAAACAACAACCUUAGAGGUCCAAUUCCAGCUGAUCUAGCACAGAAAUGGAAGGAUGGUUUUCUUUCCUUAAGUGUGUGCGGAAAUCCAAAGUUAUCUUCAACAGUUUCUUGCAAAAGGAAGAAGAAGAAAAAUGUUGUCCUUCCUGUGACAGCAUCAGUUGUUGGAGCAUUCAUUCUGGUGUUAAUUGUGGUAGCAACUUGGUGGGUAUUCCUAACUAAGAAAAGACAAGAUGCAAAAUCCACCAGCCAAGAUAGAUCAUUGGGUGCAAGAAAACAAAAAUUCAAGUACUCGGAGAUGGUAAAUAUUACAAACAAUUUUGAGAGAGUUCUUGGCGAAGGCGGCUUCGGAAAAGUAUAUUAUGGCUGCAUAAACAAUACACAAGUAGCUGUGAAGACGCUCUCUGUAUCAUCGGUUCAAGGAUACCAUCAAUUUCAAGCAGAGGUUAAUCUUUUGAUGAGAGUUCAUCACAAGAACCUGACAAGCCUUGUUGGAUAUUGCAACGAUAACGAUAAAAACAAAUUGGCGCUUAUCUACGAGUACAUGGCCAAUGGAAACUUGCAACAACAUUUUUCAGGUAGAAACUCAAAUAUUUUGAAAUGGGAAGACAGACUUCUAAUUGCAACAGACGCAGCACAAGGAUUGGAGUAUCUACACUAUGGUUGUAAGCCUCCUAUAAUUCACAGAGACGUGAAGACCUCAAAUAUCCUGCUCAAUGAAAAUUUACGAGCGAAAUUAUCUGAUUUUGGGCUAUCCAGAAUUAUCCAAAACUGUAAUGAGACUCACGUAUCUACUGUAGUUGCUGGUACUCCUGGGUACCUUGAUCCUGAAUACUACAUGUCAAACAGGUUAAAUGAGAAAAGUGAUGUAUAUAGUUUUGGAGUUGUACUGUUAGAGAUCACCACAGGUCGACCCGCCAUAUCAAAAUCAUCUGACAACGCUCACGUUAUCCAAUGGGUUAAGCAGAUGCUUCAAAAUGGCAACAUUCAAAGUAUUGUUGAUCCAAGAUUAGAGGGGAAUUUUAAUGUUAACUCGGCGUGGAAAAUUGUUGAAACAGCAAUGAACUGUGUUUCUCAGUAUUCUGCAGAAAGGCCAACAAUGAGUCAGGUAGUAGGAGAACUAAAAGAAUCAAUGGAAAUAGGGCUUGUACGGUCAAGGGAUACGGAUCCAAUGAUGCCUUUGAUGAGCAUUAAUUUUAGUGCUGAAAUCAGUACUCCCUCAGCUCGGUAGUAUUACUAAAACUUUGGCUUCGAUUAUCGAAAGUUGUAUCUUUGAUGUCCGAGACAUGUUUUAUGCAGUCAAAUAUAGUUUUUAAACUUCUUGAAGGUCCUUCAUUACUGGGACUUCUGUGUCUGCUAUUUGCUUAUGUGACAUAGAUUCUUCCUUAAUAAAAUGGAAAUCUUGUUUGUAUAGUUCAUUUUUAUUAAAUAAUUCCUUAGUGUGUC